This is a messenger RNA of Sphaerodactylus townsendi, 2521 nucleotides long. RefSeq names its product UBA like domain containing 2 (gene UBALD2). The coding region runs from base 468 to 971 and encodes 167 amino acids. The record is from RefSeq and is a predicted model, not a curated record. Gene Ontology annotation, molecular function: protein binding. The transcript has 3 exons. Lineage: Eukaryota; Metazoa; Chordata; Lepidosauria; Squamata; Sphaerodactylidae.
UCGAAUCGAACGUUCAUACACGCAGAGAAUGCUCGAGCGACCAAUCAGCGCGCCCCAGAACCGUGGACUUGAGCGUUGAGACACCUCCAGCUUCCCCGCUGCCCACUCCCCUUCUCUCCACAUGCUCCUCCCCGGGAUGCUGUUGUUUGUGGUGUGUUAGCCUGCCGAGGAGCUACGCGAGGGGUGGGGGGGAUAUCAACAUUACCCUCGUUCGGGCGGAUUGAAGAGCGAGAAGAAGCCGAGGGGUCGACUUGGCUCGAACCCAUCGGGGGUGCCAGCCGGAAGCGUCAGAUCCCGAGAAGGCAGCAGCGGGUGUUUCGGGGUGGAAGAGGAGCAGGAUCCUUUGUGGAUUUUUUCUCCCUCCCCCAAACACACACACACACACACACGGAUACCGCCUCCGCGACAGCGAGCGAGCGCGUCUGGCUCUCCUCCUCUUCCCUUGUUGUGGUUUCGUUUCGCUCGCCAUGUCGGUGAAUAUGGAGGAGCUCCGGCAUCAGGUCAUGAUCAACCAGUUCGUGCUGGCUGCGGGCUGUGCGGCGGAUCAAGCGAAGCAGCUGCUGCAGGCGGCCCACUGGCAAUUCGAGACUGCUUUGAGUGCUUUUUUUCAAGAAACCAACAUUCCCAGCACCCACCACCACCAUCAAAUGAUGUGCACACCCAGCAAUACCCCAGCCACCCCGCCUAACUUCCCAGAUGCUCUUGCUAUGUUUUCCAAGCUGCGGACUUCAGAGAACCUCCAGAGCAGCAACAGCCCCAUCACGUCUAUGGCCUGUUCUCCUCCGGGUAGCUUUAGUCCUUUCUGGGCUUCUUCGCCUCCAAACCAUCAACCAGCCUGGAUCCCUCCUUCGUCACCCACUAGUCACAACCUCCACCAUCACCUCCACCAUCAGCAGCCUAUGUGGCCUCCUGUUUCUCAGCAAGGGCCCCCCCAGCAGAAAGCAAUGACGGCAAUGGAUGGCCAGAGAUAAGACUUAAUAUUUUAGAAUGGGGGAGAAGUUGGGGUGGGUGGGAAGGAAUGAUGAUAUUGCAGAUCCGGAGGGGCACCAGGGAAGGGUGGGGGUAUUUUCCUGAAGAUCGCACUGGAAUAUUUUAUAGUUGUGGGGAUUUUUUUCCAUUUUGUUUCCUUUUUUAAAAAACUGUUGGGAUGUCAUCACCAUCCCCCCCCCGUGGUCCUCUUUUUUUCCCCUUCCCCCACCCCUUCAGGAGAGUUAAUAACUAGUCUUCUCUUUUUUAAAAGAAAAAUAUAUAUAUAACUAUAAUAUAUAAAUAUAUAAAUAUAUCUAAUGUAUAUACAUCACGAAUGAAAGCAACAGAAUUGCUGAGAUCCAGGUGGGAUUCUAAGAACACUGUUUGGAAAGAGCAGUGGCUGAGAUAGAUUUGUGCAGGGUGGUAUGUGUGUGGAGGGGGCAGGGCUCAAGUGGAUUCUCUUCCCCCCCCCCCCUCGCCCCCCACCUUCUUUGGCCUCCUGAGUUUUUGUUUUUUGUUUUUUUUUUAACUUUUGGCUCCCAGUUGUGGGGAGAUUGCCUGUAGCAAAUGAGAUCGUUGAGGGACCUUUGGAAGCCUCUUGCUGAAGGAAACCACACGCCUCAAAUCGUGGCUGCCUUUGUUACAAAUGAAGGCCAGGAGUAAUGUGGGGAGAAAUACCUGGUGAAGCAGAGGUACUUCAAAGAGCCUACUGAGCAGGGCCAUAACCUGCUGAAGGAACCCAGCCCCCACGCCACAUCCUGACUGGGGACAACAGAUCUUUUCUAUGAGGGUCUUGUGUGGGGUGUGCUUUCUAGAACUUUCCUGUAGCCCACAGGAGCCUGACAAGAAGUAAUGGAAUAUGAUAGAAAUUCUCUGCUAUAAGGCAUACUGUUGGGGCUCCCCUCUUUGAGCAGCAUGUGGAGUUCUGGACAUGGUGAUGUACAUGCAAAGAAAUGCAAGCGCAUAGCUCUGCCUCCUUGGACGGGGGUCAUUGCAGGCAUGCACAUGCACUCUAAAUAAAUCAUUUUGACAGCAAACUCCUCCUGCCUCUGCGUGGGCAGAUCAAUAACAGGAACACAAGACGGGUUGUUUGGGGUGCUCUUGUGUUGGGUUUAAACUCUCUUCCCCAGUUCUGGCCUGUUGAAACUUUUUUGAUGGCUGCAGCAGGCGUGCCUCGAAUAGCUUAAAUUAGCCACAUUUUGUACUUUACCAUGGAAUUACGUCUCUUCCUCCUCUCUUGCCCUCCUUUUUGUUUAUGGGAAUGUUUGUCCCUCUUCAACUCAAGUUGUUUCCCUUUAAAAAGGACAGUGUUUAAGCAUAUAUGGAGGCUAAGCUGGAAGGGAGGUCAUUUAAAUUUUAAUAUGAUACAUUAAAUACACAUCAGCCUCCUCAGCGGUUGGAUCUUUUGAGCGAGGAAUCCCGAUGCUCCCUUACAUCCAAUGGAAGAGCUGUGGCUUGACUUUUUUUUUUAAGAUUUUAAAAUCAGAAUCUUGCUUAAACAGGUUGAAGGUUUUUUUAUUAAUUUAAAAAUUAAAAAUCACUUUUUUAAAAA